This is a messenger RNA of Triticum aestivum (bread wheat), 1265 nucleotides long. Its product is annotated as ATG8-interacting protein 1. Lineage: Eukaryota; Viridiplantae; Streptophyta; Magnoliopsida; Poales; Poaceae. Gene Ontology annotation, cellular component: intracellular membrane-bounded organelle. The record is from RefSeq and is a predicted model, not a curated record. The coding region runs from base 259 to 960 and encodes 233 amino acids. The transcript is spliced from 3 exons.
AGACGUCAGCCUCGUAGUACGCAGUUGGCUUCCUUCCCCACCCAUCUCUCCCAUCUCUCUGCUCUUGUCUUGUGAGAGAGAAAAGAAAAGAAAAGAAAAGAAAAGAAAGAUGGCAGUUUGAUCUCAUCCAUCCUCUCCUCCUCCUCCUCCACCGCCGCACGCCACCGGAGCCGAGCCGAGUCGACUGCGGCGGAGCGCACCGGAGAUCUUCCUUCCUUCCUUCCUUCCUUGUCGGUAAGAUAACCAGGUUCUGUGGGCAUGUCUGACAGCGAGAAAGAAGUGCCAGUGGAGGUCGAAGGCGCGACCCGGGGGGCCGACUGGGAGGUGGUCACGCUCACAGCCUCCACCUACGCGGCUGCGCCCAGCGGACCAGAAGGAGGAGCAGAGGGCAGGAGGCUCGGCGACGACAACGACGGCCGGGGCUCGUCCAGCACGCUGCUCAUGUCGGACCACUUCGUGUUCCCCCCCAGCGAGCACGAGAACCUGCCCAUAGAGACCGCCCUGCUCGAGCCUCAGGAAAGCACCAGCGUGGAAGAUGCCGGCUUCAAGAAUGUUGGUGGAGGCUACGAUGAUGGGUCCGAGACUGUCAAGUACUAUGACGAGGGGAAGAGCCUGUCGGUACGUGAUGCCGAGAUGAUGAUGGGUGAUGUGGCUGAGUUCCACGCAGAAGAUGACGCACGCGGUUACGUUGUCCAUGAUGAUGAUGAUGAUUCCCAGGACAAGUCUGAUGUGCCUCCUCAGGACAGCAGCAGCAGCAGCAGCAAGGGCCGCGGCUCUGGUGCCCCCUGCCAGUGCUGGUUGAAGAAGCACAUGUCAUGCCUGUAUGACCAAGCUAAGGACACUAAUCAUCUCUGGGGUGCGGUGGUCGUGGCUGCCCUGGUUGGCCUUGUCAUCUUGUGGCGCAAAGACAAGUUGCACAUGAGCUGCCUUAAAUGGCGCUCUCGCUCGGCAGUCAGUUGAUGAUCCAAUCCAAUCCCCUGGACUGGUGGUCUUCUUCGUCGAUACAAUCUCUGAUGAGUCUUCACAGAUCGCCCUGGAAGUCAUUAUAACCAAGAAGAAGAUGGCCAUGCCAGUAUGAUUCGUGACAAUGACGAAAGGGGUCUCUAGUUGUAAUAAUAUAUUAAGUUUGACAGGGUAUUUGCUUGUUGCCAGGCUUGUGAGAUGCCAAAGUUUCUUCUUGCUCUUGUACCCAUAGUCGUUGUACCUUUGCACUGUUUAAUACGAACGGCGCGCCCUUUCAAGUUUCUACUACUACAUUUUGAUGA